Molecule: messenger RNA, 4812 nt
Organism: Pygocentrus nattereri (red-bellied piranha)
Lineage: Eukaryota; Metazoa; Chordata; Actinopteri; Characiformes; Serrasalmidae
Product: helicase ARIP4-like
Exons: 21
Coding region: 372-4568 (1398 amino acids)
Cellular component (GO): nucleus
Molecular function (GO): ATP hydrolysis activity; ATP binding; ATP-dependent chromatin remodeler activity
Source: RefSeq, a predicted model, not a curated record
GAGUCUGUAAUUCACGCUGCCCACUGCAGACCACAUGAGUCCAUAGGCACACACUUCCCACCACACUCUGACAAGGACAGGCGUUUCAGAUAAAGAGAGGAUAAAACGAGGAAGCAUAGCGAGACAGUUGGCUUUAACAGAAGCCAAGUGAGGGCAAAGACGAGAAGAAGUUUCCCUGGGUGUAGUGUGUUCAGGCUCUUGACCAACUGAGACAGUGCUGGUGGGAGUCCAGGCAGUAGCUGACAGGUCUGUGCCCGGCUUACUCUGGACAAAAAGAAAGCAAGAAAUUCAGACAAACAGAGAUAAAAAGAGAGAAACCGGACAAGUAAGAGGAAUCGGAAACCCUCCCACCUUUGCACCCGACAGCAACCAUGCUCUUGCUGGACGAAUCGGACUCCCUAACAGAUCAGGGCCAGAGUGCUUCCUUUAGCUCUGAGAAUGAGGCUCAAGGCGGUGACUCUUCAGGAUGGCCCUGUGCGCUCCCCUCUACUGCUCCCUCAGGCGAGACCCCGGGCCGACCGCCCGCUCACCCCCUGUCCCGCCCGGACAACCGCAGUCCCGCUCUGGCCCUCAGCGCCACCAAGAAGAGGACCUCAAAACCUGCUUACAUGAGGAGGAACAUCAGGAAACUAUUGAAAGAGCACCAGUUGGAUGCAGUUACCAAAGUGGCCCAACUGGAGGAGUUGGAGAGACGCAAGCGUCUGGAGCAUCAGAAGAAAGACUUCACUGUAGCCCCUCAGCCUGAGUACACACUCACAGCAGCUAAUGUGUGUGUGAGUGCAGCACAGCGUGAGGCCAAGCACAGCACAGUGUGUGUGGAGACCAGCAGUGCCACAGAAAGCACUAAAGCAACAGCUGCCCCUAAAAGAGACCAAAGCUCAGGUGAAAACGCCGCCUCAUACAUCAUUAGUGAAGCGACCAAUGAGGAUGCGGAGUCAGCUGCCACUGGGGAAAGCAGUGGAGCACACGUUAAUGAUGCUCUCAACCAACCAGAUGCUCAGGGGCGUGUCCUCAUCAAUGUCAACCACCCAGCAGACGAAAGUGACCUCUACCUCUCCCCUCAGCUCUCCCGCGCUGUCAAACCUCACCAGAUUGGAGGAAUCAGGUUUCUGUAUGAUAAUCUGGUGGAAACGCUGAAGCGGUUUCACAGCGGUUCUGGGUCCGGCUGUAUCCUGGCUCACAGCAUGGGCCUGGGUAAAACUCUACAGGUCAUCUCCUUCAUCGACAUCGUCCUGCGCCACACCGGAGCGCACACCGUGCUCGCCAUCGUCCCUGUGAACACGCUGCAGAACUGGCUGGCAGAGUUUAACCUGUGGAUCCCGCCCCCUGAAGCCCUGCCCCCUGACACUGACCCUGCCUACAUCACGCCUCGCACCUUUAAGGUGCACAUCCUCAAUGAUGAGCACAAAACCACAUCCACUCGUGCUAAGGUGGUUGAAGAUUGGUACAGAGACGGCGGUGUGCUGCUAAUGGGUUAUGAAAUGUACCGCCUGCUCUCGCUCAAGAAAAGCUUCGUCGCCGGGCGGAAAAAGAAGAACAAGAAGCCGAGCGGGCCAACUAUCAUCGACCUGGAUGAGGAGGACCGCCAACAAGAGCUGCUGAAAGGAAUCGAGAGAGCCCUUUCUCAGCCUGGUCCAGAUGUGGUCAUCUGCGAUGAGGGCCACCGCAUUAAGAACUGCCAUGCCAGCAUCUCCCAGGCACUGAAGGGCAUCCACACGCGCCGCAGGGUGGUACUGACUGGCUACCCGCUGCAGAACAACUUGUUGGAGUACUGGUGCAUGGUGGACUUUGUGCGGCCUGACUUCCUGGGCACACGCCAGGAGUUCAGCAACAUGUUCGAGAGGCCCAUCUUGAACGGCCAGUGCGUCGACAGUACGGAACAGGACCUUCAACUCAUGCGCUACCGCAGCCACGUGCUGCACAGCCUACUGGAAGGCUUCGUUCAGAGACGUGGACAUGACGUGCUGCGCUCUCAUCUGCCGGAGAAGCGAGAGCAUGUUAUCCUAGUGCGUCUGUCGGCUCUGCAGAGAGCUUUAUACACCGAGUUCAUGAACCGCUUCAGAGAGGCUGGCAAUACUGGCUGGCUUAGCCUUAACCCACUCAAAGCCUUCUGCAUCUGCUGCAAGAUCUGGAAUCACCCUGAUGUCCUGUAUGAGGCACUUCAGAAGGAGAAUCUGGCCAAUGAGCAGGAUCUGGACCUGGAGGACAUCACCGCCAGCAGUGCCCGCUGCUCAACUACUAAUCAGAGGGGUAAGCCCUGCGAUUCAGCCAAUAGCGAGGGAGGACUGAGUCUGAGUCAACUCCAGGAGAAAGCCAAUCAAGUUAUUACAUAUGAGUGGGCAAAAGACAUUAUGGCAGGCUAUAGGACUGGCAUCUUGGAGAACUCAGCCAAAAUGGUGUUGCUGUUUCACAUUAUUGAUGAAAGUGUGAGAAAGGGAGACAAAGUCUUGGUUUUCAGCCAGAGUUUGUCCACUCUAACAGUUAUCGAAGAGUUCCUGGCCAAGAGGCCGAUGCCUGACCAGAGUGGAAGUGGACUCAAACACACCUGGGUCCGCAAUGUCAACUACUAUAGGCUGGAUGGCAGCACUUCAGCUUCAGAGCGAGAGAGGCUCAUCAACCAGUUUAACGACCCGACAAACAGCUCAGCUUGGGUCUUCCUGCUGUCCACAAGGGCCGGCUGUCUGGGUGUGAACUUAAUUGGUGCAAAUCGCGUUGUGGUGUUUGAUGCCUCGUGGAACCCAUGUCAUGAUGCCCAGGCUGUGUGCCGCGUGUAUCGCUAUGGACAGCGCAAACAGUGCCACAUCUACAGACUAGUGUGCGACUUCACCUUAGAGAAGAAGAUAUAUGACAGACAGAUCUCCAAACAAGGAAUGUCUGACCGAGUGAUAGAUGACCUGAACCCCGUUCUGACCUUCACUCGUCGUGAGGUAGAGUCUCUGCUGCACUUUGUGGAGGAGGAGCCAGAUCCUGCAGAGUCUGCGUACCUGCUCCACCCACAGGAAGACAUAGAGGCAGUCAUCAGGAAAGCCUGCCUGAGAUACCCCCACCUCAUCACUAAGCAACCUUUCCACCAUGAGUCCUUACUGAUGGACCGACGGGACCUCAAGCUGAGCAACGCGGAGAAGCAAGCAGCAAAGAAGAGCUACGAGGAGGAGAAGAGAGCAUCAGUGCCCUACACACGUCCAUCAUACGCACAUUACUACCCAGCCAGUGACCAAAGCCUUACCAACAUCCCUGCAUUCAGCCAGAGGAACUGGCGGCCUCCUCCACAACAAGAAGAUAAGCCAGCGGCCAGCAUUCAUUCAGCACAAGCAAGUCCAGCACCCACAAUUCCUCAGCAGGCAGAGCAGGGCCCCGCCCCCUCCUCAGCCUCAAGCUCCAAAUCUGCAGUCAACUUUCCUGUCACCUACCUGCAGAAAGCAGGGGUGUUUGUACAGAAGAUUGUCAUCACCACAGAUAUCGUGAUUCCUGGUACUAACAGUUCCUCAGACAUGCAGGCCAGGAUCAGUGCAGGCGAGAGCAUCCAUGUCAUCAGAGGAACCAAAGGAACCUAUAUUCGGACGAGUGACGGAAGGAUCUUUGCCAUCCGGGCUGCUGGAAAAACCAAACAAGCUGAGGACAGCUCCGCCACAAAGAAAGAAAUGUCGCCCUCACUGGAGAACUCCAUCAACAAAAGCACAAAUGGCAGUGUGUCGCCUGACCAUAAUGUGCCAAAGGUUAUGACCCCUGAGGCCGUGGCCCAACCUCUCUCCCCAGACAGUCCAGAGAUUUUGAGCGAGCUUCAGCGCUACACCAAAGCCCAAUCACCAAGCCCUCCACCCUCAGAAAUGGCCAAUCUAGAGAAGGCCUCAGAGAUGGGUGUUAUCAAAGUUCUGCCUCAAAAUGAUAUUACCUCACCUAGCAUGGAGGUGCCCCUUGACCUGCGGGGCACCAAGCGCAAAUCCACAUCACCUUCUAGCAGCCAACCCUCCCCUAAGCAACCAGCUGGGGAGAUAAGGGGUUCUGCUCAACAUCCUCCACAGAAUUACCCAUUCUCUGGAGCAUAUGGCUUAAAUCCUGCACUCAACCCAGCCAUAAACCCCACCCUCCUAAGCUCUCUCAACUCCAUGUGGUCAUCCUACUACCGACACCAUGCCCCUAUGGGUGAUCCCCGCCUCAUGUUUCCCAUCUCUCCAGAUGCCUACGGUUUAGGAGGCGGGGCUCUACCCAGCUCCUCCCCUCCAUCCUCCAGCAGCACCACCUCUAGUGCCACAGCCCCCUCUUCCACUUCCAAUGUUGCUCCCUCCUUCCUGAUGAGGCCUGGGGUAUCUGCCAUGCUGCCUCCGAGGUUCACGCUGCCAUACAGGCAGCCCAUGGGCAUGUACCCCCCACUGUUGCUGCCCGGAGGGUUGCCAGCUGCAACGCCAGGGCCUGCCAGCUCCAGCCUCCUGCCUCACUAUGCUUCCUCCAGCCCACGAGGCAGCGCUCAUGAUUCCCACUUGGCCGUAGAGAACGGAGCAGCAAGCUCAAAGGGUGACAAAAGCGCUUGCAAUAACGAUGAUGAUGUCAUUGAGGUGGUGAGCCAAUAAAAGGAGAAUGGUUUUAACGGCCCAUGGAAAAGGAUGUGGAGAAAAGACACUAGAACCAAGACUGUGAUUGGUCAAAGCUGAGCCAGCCAAAAUAUUACUGGUUGCAACUGGUUACAAAAGUUUGUUGAGGAUUCUGACUGAAAAACUGGACAAAGUGAAAAAUCCUAAUGCUGAAUAUUUUAUUUAUAAAGACAAGCAAGAAGAACGUCAAAAGGGCGAAGUUACGGCUUGGUAGGGGGUGGGG